Molecule: messenger RNA, 480 nt
Organism: Lottia gigantea (owl limpet)
Lineage: Eukaryota; Metazoa; Mollusca; Gastropoda; Lottiidae
Exons: 1
Source: RefSeq, a predicted model, not a curated record
AAAAUAAAUGAUAAUGAAAACUUGUUAUCACAGUUUGCAGAUGACAUAGCCAUAAUAUUAGAUGGAAAAGAAACCUCCUUGAGGGAAACACUCAACAUUUUAGAUUUAUUUUACAAAAUGUCAGGACUUAAAGCAAAUUUAGAUAAAACUAAAGCAGUCUGGAUUGGGUCAAAAAAAUAUUCAAAAGAAAAGCUAUGCAAAGAUUUGAAAUUAAUAUGGGAACAAGGAAACUUUAAAAUUUUAGGGAUAACGUUUACAACUGUUUUGGAAGAUAUAACAGAUUUUAACUUCAGAGAAAAGAUAAAUAGCGCAAAGACACUAAUGGGCAUGUGGACAUGGCGUCAAUUAACAAUAAUUGGCAGAAUAUAUGUUAUUAAAUUUCUUGUUUUACCCAAGUUCAUACAGUUACUAUUAUCCUUACCAAACCCAAAUAAUCAUGUAUUUAAUGAAAUAGAAAGUAUGUUUUUCAAAUUCAUCUGA